AAGGAUGACUAGGAUGUAUUAAGUCACAGUUCUAAAGCCAACCAAGCAGCCAACAUGAAGUUCGCAUUCGCCUUCGUCCUGAUCGCCCUGUUCGCGGUGUUCGCCGUCUCCCAGGCUCUGCCCCAGCCUGAGGAGGCCGCCGCUUCCAGCAACGAUGGAGCCAGCGCCAAUACCAAGAUCGUGCUGGAGCUUACCCCGGAGGAGGCCGCUGCAGUUCAGGCAAUGGGAGGCCGAGGAUUUUGGCAAGACUUGUGGAACACUGUCAAGAAGGUCAUCACCGUCAGUUGUGGUCUGAUUGACUGUCAGAACCAACAGCAGUAAUAAUAAAUGCUGAGUAAAACAUA
Molecule: messenger RNA, 344 nt
Organism: Anopheles merus
Lineage: Eukaryota; Metazoa; Arthropoda; Insecta; Diptera; Culicidae
Exons: 1
Coding region: 55-321 (88 amino acids)
Source: RefSeq, a predicted model, not a curated record